UGAUGAUGAGGAAGGCGCUCCAGCGCUAUGGUGCCGCGCUGGGCGCGGGAGCUCUGCGGGGGAUUCGUGGAUCGGCGGGAGCUGCCCUGGAGCACGAAUUGGAGCCAGCGGCGACGAAGAAGAAGCUGGGAUUAUCCGUGGUUUUCCUCUUCUUGCCGUGUGUGGCGACGUUCGGGCUCGGGACCUGGCAAGUCAAGAGACGCGAUUGGAAGGCGGAGCUUUUGGAUUAUAAGCGAAAGAGGCUGGAGCAGGAUCCUGUUCCACUGGCCUUGGCCAUGGUCGAUGAUACGAGCUCGAGCUCCAACGGCGAGAGCGCUCUCGAGUACCGGAGAGUUGUUUGCGACGGUGUCUAUGACGAGGAGAAGUCUAUCUUUAUUGGCCCUCGCAUGAAGCAACUGUUUGGCUCCAGCCAGAGGGGAUACUAUCUCGUCACCCCACUUCUUCCAGCGAGCUCCUCGGAUAUGCAGCCUGCGGUGCUUGUGAAUCGUGGAUGGGUUCCAGCAGCAUGGCGCGAGGAUUUUGAGAAAGGAGUCGUGACGCCUACCUUGGACGAACGCUUCCAUCAAGACAAGAUCAAAACUGGGACGUGGUGGAGGACUUGGUGGAAGGGAAAACCGACAAUGGAGAUUUCUCCCGCGAAGGGUGCCGUCACUGUCUGCGGCGUUGUAAGGAAGAGUGAAAAUCCCAGCAUGUUUGUCCCGCUAAACGUUCCAGAACAAGGGCAGUGGUUCUACUUCGAUGUUCCGGCGAUGUUGAAAGCGGCGGGCCUUCCAGAAAACAGUCCAUACAUCGAAGCCGUUGGCUCAAGUCCUGGUACUGACGAUAAGAUCACCUUCCCUGUUCCGAAAGAGAUCGAGGACUUCGUUCGCACUUCUUUGAUGCCAAAUGACCACUUGACUUACGCAUUUACCUGGUAUACAUUGUCCGCAGCAACAACUUACAUGGCUUUCAAGCGAAUACGCGAGAAACCUGUAAAGCCGCUGAAGAAUUUCCGUUAAUAAAGUGCACGACUUGAUGUGGUUCCAACA
Selaginella moellendorffii is the source of this 1028-nucleotide messenger RNA. Its product is annotated as surfeit locus protein 1. Gene Ontology annotation, cellular component: membrane. NCBI's taxonomy places the organism in Eukaryota, Viridiplantae, Streptophyta, Lycopodiopsida, Selaginellales, Selaginellaceae. The record is from RefSeq and is a predicted model, not a curated record. The coding region runs from base 3 to 998 and encodes 331 amino acids. The transcript has 6 exons.